GUCCCGCCGCGCUGGCAAGCCCCAGUCCCCGCCAGCCCAAUCAUGCUGGCGCUUUAAGGACGGGCGGGGCCGGCUGGGCGACAGCGCUGGACACCUGGAGCUGCCCGGAGUCCGGGCCACCCGGAGUCUCGGCGAGGACGCGGAGGAGAGGUGGGGCGGGCGUCACCACCGGAGUGGAGGGCGAGGCCCGGGUCCCGCGCGCCCCUGGGCGCCCCACAGCAGUCUCAGAGCCCCGCGGGGAGCGCGCAGCCCUCGGGGCGGGCGCCGUGGGUGAGGCCUGGCUCGGUCCCUGCGCACCGGGUGCGGGCGGCCGAGAGGGCGCGGCUGGUGAGCCCCGAGAGGGCCCGGGAGCCAGACCUCGGUUUUGCGGGCUGGGGAGCAGGGCUCGGGGGCAGCGGCCAGGCCCCUCCGCCCCUAACACCCGCGCCUCCUGCAGACCCGAGGGUCGCCGCCGGCAGGGUCGCUCAGCCCUGGCGUCCUCCACCACCACACCUUCACCCGCGCCCGGCUCCCUGCGCGCCUGGACAGCGCCUGCUGCCCGCCUCCUGAUGGCCCUGCCCCAGAUGUGUCCAGACGGGAGCCACGUGGCCUCCACCCUCCGCUAUUGCAUGACAGUCAGCGGCACAGUGGUUCUGGUGGCUGGGACGCUCUGCUUCGCUUGGUGGAGCGAAGGGGAUGCAAGCGCCCAGCCUGGCCAGCUGGCCCCACCCACGGAGUAUCCAGUGCCCGAGGGCCCCAGCCCCCUGCUCAGGUCCGUCAGCUUCGUCUGCUGCGGCGCAGGUGGCCUGCUGCUGCUCAUUGGCCUGCUGUGGUCCGUCAAGGCCAGCACCCCGGGGCCACCUCGGUGGGACCCCUACCACCUCUCCAGAGACCUGUACUACCUCACUGUGGAGUCCUCAGAGAAGGAGAGCUGCAGAGGAGAAGCGACUGAGAGAGAAAAGGGGCGAAGAAGUCUGGGCCGUGUAGAGGAAAGAAAAGGCGCGAGAGGAGAAGAGUGCCCGGGUGACCGCGAGGCCUCUGAGGAGUGGCUGAAGACCAGAUCCAUCUACAUGGGGCUGGGAGGGGAGGUCCGGUCACCGCUCAGCUGCCGACUCAGCCGAGGGAGACCUUGGCCAGUCCCCGCAACUCCGCGGGCUCGGUUUCCUCGCCUGUGAAACGGGGGCGAUGACUCCCCUCCCCGCCGCGACUGCUCAUCACCGGGUCCGAGCCCAGCCGCCGCCCCCGGGGGAAGCGCCUUGCUCAGCGCCGGGCGGCAAACGAGGCCCUGUAGGACCGCGGCUGCAGAGACCGUUCCCGCCGCCCGCCUGGGCUCCAGGGCCAGACGGGCUGAGGUCCCCCUGGGCCUCCGUCUCCUUUCCAGGGAGGGGCACUGGCUAGGUGACACGGGACUUGCCGAGGGACUCGCCCUUUCCCUUCUCUGAGCCUGUAGUAGAUGAUGAUAAUGUUUCCCUAGAGGGUCCUGCUUUGUUAAUAGUCACAGAUUACAAAGCCCUUGCCUUUUCCCACCCCCCUUAUGUCCCUUCCCUGUACAAAACCUGGGAGGUGGCCUAAUACCUAUCCCCAAUCUGCAGUUGACAAAAUUCAAGCCCGGAGCAGAGUCA
Pongo pygmaeus (Bornean orangutan) is the source of this 1601-nucleotide messenger RNA. It is a transcript of the gene TMEM61, whose product is annotated as transmembrane protein 61. NCBI's taxonomy places the organism in Eukaryota, Metazoa, Chordata, Mammalia, Primates, Hominidae. The transcript has 3 exons. The record is from RefSeq and is a predicted model, not a curated record. Bases 549 to 1154 code for a protein of 201 amino acids.